CUCGAUGAGUUCGAAGGCUGCCCCGACCUGUACCAGCGCGUGCGGGUGAGCGUCGCGGUGCUCGAGCCCGAGGGCGCCCCCGAGGAGCCCCCCGCCGCCGAAAGGCGCCUGCCGUGCUUCGUGUACAUCACGGCCACCUACCCGCCCGAGUGGGCCCAGCUCCCGCACCUCGACAGUUACGACUCGCAGGGGGCGCACGGGCUCCCCUACAAUCCACGGGAGAACAGAUAAAAGCCCAAGGAAGGCUCCCCGGCCAGGGGACGCACAGAGCCCUGCGGGUAAGAUCACCUCGGCGUGGUCUGCACGCGCUGAAUGCAGAAACCUAAUGAUGUCCUUGGAAACAAGUAUCUGUAAAACUCCCUCUGCGGGAAAAGAAAAGACUCUUACUGUCAGCCAAUUUCCUAGAUAAUGUUGCCAUACCAAUAACCAGAUUGUGCCCUUAAAUCUAUCCGUCCCAUACGGCUUUAUUGCUUGCUGCUUAAAGAGCAUUAGGGUUUUGAAUGUCCUGGGUAAGACAAAUUUAGGAUUUUAAUUCCCCUAAAUGGCAUUUGAGGAACUCAUAUGUUAUCACACUUUUCUUGCUUCUCUGUCUGCUUUGCUUUAAUCCGAAGAUGACAUUUAAAAUGAAGGUGAAGACUUUGUGUUGCAGCUAGAUUUUAGCAGCCCUACUCUAUUGAUCCUGACCUGUAUAGCAGCAAGAAAAAAAAAAAUGCUAAGCUGAUCUUGGAUGUCUCAGUGUAAUAAAUAAUAAAAGAAACUCAAGAAAAGCA
Molecule: messenger RNA, 770 nt
Organism: Myotis davidii
Lineage: Eukaryota; Metazoa; Chordata; Mammalia; Chiroptera; Vespertilionidae
Gene: GGACT
Product: gamma-glutamylamine cyclotransferase
Exons: 1
Source: RefSeq, a predicted model, not a curated record